Haliaeetus leucocephalus (bald eagle) is the source of this 1110-nucleotide messenger RNA. It is a transcript of the gene GALT, whose product is annotated as galactose-1-phosphate uridylyltransferase. Gene Ontology annotation, biological process: beta-D-galactose catabolic process via UDP-galactose, Leloir pathway. Gene Ontology annotation, cellular component: cytoplasm. The record is from RefSeq and is a predicted model, not a curated record. Bases 1 to 1110 code for a protein of 369 amino acids. Gene Ontology annotation, molecular function: zinc ion binding; UDP-glucose:hexose-1-phosphate uridylyltransferase activity. NCBI's taxonomy places the organism in Eukaryota, Metazoa, Chordata, Aves, Accipitriformes, Accipitridae. The transcript is spliced from 10 exons.
AUGGGGGGGGGGCGGUCUGCGACCCGCGUUCCUUCCUCCCUGACGCCCCGCUCGUCUCUCCCCGCAGAGCACCAGCACGCUCGUUACAACCCGCUGCGGGAUGACUGGGUGCUGGUGUCAGCCCACCGGGUGAAGCGACCCUGGCAGGGGCAGCUGGAGAAGCCACCCCCGGAGGAUGUCCCCCGCUGGGACCCCAACAACCCUCUUUGCCCCGGGGCCACCCGGGCCAACGGCAAGGUGAACCCCCAGUACGAGGGCACCUUCGUCUUCCCAAAUGACUUCCCUGCACUGCAGCCCGAUGCUCCUGAGCCUGGUGACAACGAUCACCCCUUGUUUCAAGCUGCAGCAGCCCGGGGUGUGUGCAAGGUGAUGUGCUUCCACCCUUGGUCGGACCUGACGCUGCCCCUCAUGUCCCUGGCAGAGAUCCGGGCUGUCAUCGACGCGUGGGCAGAGCUGGCCGUCGAGCUGGGUGCCUCCUACCCUUGGGUGCAGAUCUUUGAGAACAAGGGAGCGAUGAUGGGCUGCUCCAACCCACACCCCCACUGCCAGGUGUGGGCCAGCAGCUUCCUACCGAACGAGGCAUGUGUGGAGGACCGGACCCAGCGGCAGUACCUGAGCCAGCACGGCAUGCCCAUGCUGCUGGAGUAUGCUGAGCAGGAGGCUCGCCGAAAGGAGCGGCUGGUGGUGGAGAACGCGGACUGGUUGGUUGUGGUUCCGUACUGGGCCACCUGGCCCUACCAGACCCUGCUGCUGCCCCGGCGCCCCGUCUGCCGCCUCCAGGACCUCCAUGAGGGCGAGAGGGACAGUCUGGCCUCCAUCAUGCAGAGGCUGCUCAUCAAGUACGACAACCUCUUCGAAGUCUCCUUCCCCUACUCCAUGGGCUGGCAUGGAGCCCCCACGGGCCCCUACCUGGAGGAGGACUGUGGGCACUGGCAGCUCCAUGCCCACUACUACCCUCCGCUGCUCCGCUCCGCCACCGUCCGCAAGUUCAUGGUGGGCUAUGAGAUGCUGGCGCAGGCGCAGCGGGACCUCACCCCAGAGCAGGCAGCUGAGCGCCUCAGGAGCCUCCCUGAGGUGCACUACAAGCAGAAGGCCAAGGAGAUGUCAUGA